AUAAUAUUUAUAGUAUUUUAAAACUAGAAUUAGACAGCAAAAACAAAUUCAAUAUUUUACACAUAAAAUUAAAUAAAAAAUUUAAAAUAAUAUUUUAAAUAUUUUUAAACUAGAAUUAGACAACAAGAAUAUUACAAAAGAUAACGUAAUAAAAUGUUUUUUAAAGAUACAUGAAAAUAUAAUUAUUACACAAAUUUAAAUAUUACAACAACAAUAAUUGUCUAAUAAAUUUUCUCUAGAGCCUCCAAAUCUAUAAAAAAUUAUCCAAAUAAUUUUGUGUAACCUAAGAUAGAAGAACAUUGCGGAAAUAAUUUUAUAGAACAAUAUGUUAUGUUCUUAUAGUUUAAUAUUUAAUUUUUUAUUUUUAUUUUUACAUUUUACUGUAAAAUAUUAUUAAUUAAUAUUACUAUAAUAUUUUUAUAUAUGUGCUAGUUAUUUUAUAAUUUUGUAUGGAAUUAUAUUAAUUGUGACAAUAAUAUAAGGAUCAUAGUGUAAAAUACAAAUAACUUUUGAAGUUAAUUUAAAGUUUUAAUUUUGAAAAAAAAACGUAUUGAAACUUCAAAUAUAGAGUUUUGUAAACUCUAAAAUAAAGGUUUUUGGAGAUGCUGUUACAUGUCGCUUGUUGAUUUUCCUUUUGUCGUCUGUCGCUUGUUGAUUAACCACAACAAAAAAAAUCCUAAUUCAUUUAUUGUAUAAAAUUAUAUUUUAACUGUAAAUGUACUCCAAAUCCAAAUAAGUAACUUUGCUAGCUAAUCUUAAGCAAAUAACUAAAGAAAUUUAUAAAAUCGAAAAAUCCAAUUAUCUUUAAAAUAUUUAGAAUUUAACUCGCUAAUUAAAUAGAAUUAUUUUCAAUUGUUAAAUUACAUCUAAUAUUGGAUAGGCUAAGAAAUUUGAAAUGAUGAAUGAAAAUAAUAUAUAUAUAUAUAUAUAUUAUGUUAAUUGCUAGACUGUUUGAAUUUAUUUCAUAUGAUCACCGGUUUUGGUUACUAUUAGUAUUAUUAAUACAAAGGCAUUGGACAAAAAAAAUUUAAAUAUCACCAGUGUAUUAAAUAUUAAUGGUUAAGCGUAGGAGUUGGUGCUCGUAGUUCGAACACUGAUGAAAAAGAAUGUUUUACGUCGCAUCAUUUGUAUUAGCAUGGUUUUGAGAUAAGGAAUGAUUAGUACUUAAUUCAAACUUUUCCUAGUUAAUUAAAAAUAUAAAAGAAUAAUUCAUUUUUUUCUAUCCUAUGUUCAAUCUUAAAAAUUCUAAUGUAAAAAAUAAUCAAGAUAAAUAUAGCUGAACUUUUAUUUAGCUGAAAUUUUGAGUGUAGAUUGAACAGUGUAAAUUUUCAAUCAAAACUUAUAAUAAUUAAUGUGUUUCAAUUAAAAAAGAUUUGAUUGUAGAUUGAACCACAUUAUAAUAUAAUUUAUACGUACACAAUCAAAUUAAUAUAGCUACACACUAAAAUAUACAUUUUAGCAUCAAUUAACAUAAGAUAACGUAGAUCGAAAAUUAUUAUACAAUUAGAUAAAUUAAAAUGGAUGGAACAAUGUAAUAUUACUCUAGCCUUUCACCAUUUGUGAUCAAAAGUAAGAAAACUAACUCCACUUAAAAUAAGUAUUUUUUAAUUAAUCUUAGAAUAUCUCGAAUAUAUAGAAAGAUUCAGACUAAUCAUAAAGAAGAAGUGCAAUCCAGAGAUGAAACUCUCUUGUCUCUCAGAAUAUACAAAUGAAAAUAUUAGAUACAUAUAUGAAUGACCACAUGUAAAAUUUAAUAACUUUUUAUUAAAAGGGAAAUCAAUCCUUAACCUAAACUAACAUGACAACUUUUUAUCUAGUGGAAAUCAUUAAACCACCAUAAUGUGGCUGUAAACAAAAGUGUCCUUCGGAUAUUUUUGCUGGAGAUGGAAAAGAAAUUUGUUAUAUUCCUCAGUUUCAUUGUUUUAUUCAACUAUUUAUCAUUUACGUAUAUUCUAUUGAUUUUUGUAGUUGUACUCUAUUGCACCCACAGUUCAAACUCUACAAAUGAGCUAAAUUGAGUCAGUCCAUAUAAUUAGUUUUGAUACAUUUCACUGUAAAUUUUUAAAUAUAAUCUAGUAUAUGUUUCUCCUUUAUUAACCCAUAAAUAUCGUCCGAUGUGAUUACAGAAAGACUUAUUCUUGGGUUCACUCCCUAGGGUGAACCUCUAGGUUCACCAACCAAUAGAAUUGUUUUAUUUCAUAUUCUAAAUCUUUUAAAAAAGAAAAUAAAAUAUUUUAUCAAGCUAUAAGUUAUAUUAUAUUUUUAAAAUAAAAAGAUAAAAAUAAAUAAAUUAAAAAAAGUAGUAAUUAAAAAAAAAAAUUUUAACGUCCUCAGCAAAAUACUAAACCCUAAAUCCUAAUCCCUAAUCCCUAAACUAUAAAUCAUAAGCCCUUAGGUAAACUUUAAAUCCUUGGAUAAAUCCUAAACUUCAAAUCAAAAACACUAAACACUCAAGGGUUUAGGGUUUAGGGCUUUAAGAUUUAGUGUUUUUGAUUUAGAGUAUGAAUUAUCUAAGGGUUAAGAGUUUUCCCAAGGGUUUAUAGGGUUUAUGAUUUAGGGUUUAGGGAUUAGGAUUUAGGGUUUAGUGUUUUGCUGACGACGAUAAAAUUUUUUUUUUUAAAUUCGUUUUUCUCUAACUACUAAUUUUUUAACUUUUUUAUUUUAAAAGCAUAAUAUAUCUUUGACAAUAUUUUGUUUCCUCUUCUAAAAGAUAUCGAAUUUAAAAUAAUGAAAUCCUAUUGGUUGGUGAACUUAGAGGUUCAUCCUAAGGGGUGAACCCAAGAAUAACUCAGAAAGAAAUAAAAGAAACUGUAGAUUGGAAAUUAUAAUACAAUUAGAGAAAUAAAAAUAGAUGGAACAAUGUUUUACUCUAGCUUUUCACCAUCUGUGAUGAAAAGUAAGGAAAUCAGCUCCACUUAAAAUAAGUAAAUAAAAGUGUUCUUCUAAUAGUUAUAUGGAGAUGGUGAAGAUAUUUGUCAUAUUCCUCAAUUUCAUUGUUUCAUUUCAACUGUUUAUCAUUUAAUUAUAUAUAUUCUAUUGAUUUCUCUAGCUGUGCCCAUUUGCACCCCCCCCCCCCCCCCCCCAAUUUAAACUCAUAAAAAAGAGCUGAGUUGACUCACUCCAUGAAAUUAGUUUUCAUACAUUUCACUGUAAAUAUAUAUAUUUUUUAAAUCUAGUAUAUUUUUCUCCUCUAUUAACCCAAAAUCUUCCGGUGUGAUGAAAACUCACAAGAGGAAUAGUUUACAAUAUAAAAGAACAAAAAUUAAGUCGGCAACCUCAUAAGAAACUAGAGAAAACAAUUUGUUUAAGAUUCUCGAGGAUGAAGAGUUCCAAACUUCCGUAGAGCCGGAACGUAGCAGACCAGCUAGCUGUAAGUGUUUGACCUUCUUAUUUAAUAACUGUUAGAACUAUAUAAAAAAUCAUUUUUAUAAUUCAAAUUAUGUUCAUGUUCUCAUUAAAUCCAGUUUUCAACGGGAAGACAACUGUAGUCUUUGCCUUAACCAUUUUAUUUCGGCUGAGUUUGUGACAAUUUAAAAAUGCGUUGUGUGUCAAGGGGACAAAUAAACAAAGUUUCAUUGCUUUAAGACUUGGUAUCAUAUACUAUAAUAACUACAUCUUACUUAACAAUGAUGAUAUACACAAGAAAGUAUGAUUAAAUAUUUUUGUUAUGUUAAAAAACGAUGUUAGUGUUCUGAAAACUAACAAUAUAUGUCAUUUAGGUGCUAGGCCACCACUCUUCUGCCUUAUUUUUGUAACGAAUGAACACAGCUAUUUCUUUUUGUUGUUCAGUUUAUAAAUUAGAAGACCGAUAAUAAUCUAGGUUUAGAUUUUAUGUGCAUAAAUAUUCCAUUUUCGAAAUAUAAAUCUAUGCUAUUAUAAAAAUAUUCAUCAUUAAAUCAAUUUGAUUACAAAAUUUAUCCGCAGUAAAAGAGCAUUCAUUAUUUAUAUUUUAUGGUAAUAACUCCCAAGACAUCUACAGUUGUGGUUUUCCUCUAACUUUUUUGUAAUGUGAUCGUUUUAAUUAGGGUUGAAAAUCUAACCUAAUACCUACAUGUUCUACGGUGGUGAUGGAUUCUUAUUUUCUCACGCAAGCAGUGGUGUAACUAUUUUCAAAAUUGUAAUGUUUAUUCCCCUAAAUUUAGCGAUAAAUAACCCACUAAAAUGGUCGAAUAAGAAUCUCACCAUUCGCAAUCCUCUUUAGGACCAAACAUCUUAAAAUGUAGAAAUAGUUAGAACAAAAAGAUGUUAGUUGGUUUAAAUUAUUGCAAUGACGACAAAGAUUAAUUAGCAUCCAGAGUUUCUGACUAUUACACGAAAUAAAUACUAGAUUUAUAUGUAAGAGUUCAACCAAAAUAUAUAAGAAUUGUAUAGUGGAAAUAAUAUUAUAAACUUAAUACAGAAAAAUAUUUCUUCUAAUCAACCAGCUACCUCGACACACACACAUAUAUAUAUACACGCAAAUAAAAACCUAUUUGAAUCACCAAACGAAAGUUACGAAACUAAGUUGUAUCACAACAUAAAGAUGCAACAUAUAUAAAAAUAUUCAUUACCAUACAUCAAUCAUAAUCAUUAUUUCAGGUAACUGAUGUCUGUGGAACUUCCGGUGUUUGACAUCUCAAAGCCUCUAAACGAGUCAUCGCUGACGUCGCUACAAGAUGCUUGUAAGGAGUGGGGUUUCUUCUACGUGACAAACCAUGGCAUCUCCGGCGAUAUGUACAAGAAACUCCGUCAAUUCUCCGGUGGAAUUUUCGGGCUCAGAGACGAGGAGAAGAUGAAGAUGGGAGCAUCUAAUUAUACUCCUCGUUUCAUUGCAUCUCCUUUCUUCGAGAGCCUCCGUGUCUCCGGUCCCGAUUUCUAUGCUUCGGCCAAGUCUUCCAUCGAUGCUUUUUCCGACCAAGCUACCGAUGAGGAGUUCAGCGAGUUGAUGAAAGAAUAUGGAGAAAAGAUGACGGAACUAUGCGAGAAAAUACUGAAAGCUAUACUCUCUAGCUUUGGAGAGGAUCUUCAUCACAAAUAUUACAAGUCUGAGUUUGGAAACUGCCAUGGCUACUUCAGGAUCAACAACUACACAAUCCCUUUAGAACAAGAUCAUCAAGAAGACAAUGUUGACUUGUUAGAAGGGCUGGGAAUGCACACUGACAUGAGCUGCAUCACUAUCGUUGAUCAAGACGACAUUGGAGGUCUUCAAGUCAGAACCAGAGACGGGCUUGGUCUCAUGGAUAUUAACCCUAAAGACGAGGCUUUAGUCGUCAACGUCGGAGAUUUAUUACACGCUUGGACCAACGGACGGCUGAGAUCGUCCCAACACAGGGUUGUGUUGAAACGUCAUAGUUUCGUGGAUAACAGAUUCUCCCUUGCUUUCUUCUGGUGCUUUGAGGAUCAGAAAGUCGUGUUUGCCCCUGACGAAGUUGUUGGAGGUGGUGAAGGUGGGAGGGUAUUUCGGUCAUUUAAAUGUGGGGAUUAUUUGAGGUUCAGGGAGAAUAUUGAGAAAGGGAAGUUCGAGAAGGUUGGGCACACGGUCGAAGACUUUGCACGAACUGAGGACCGUAAUUAAUUUUUUUUUGUUUUGUUUUAUAUUAUUGAAAGUUAAUAACUUGUUGUCUAAAAUAUAUUCCCUCCAUUCUCGAAUAAAUUCUUCUUUAAAUAUUUACGUAUAUUAAAAUUAUUAAAAAUAUAUACAAUUAAAUUUAUUAUUUAUUUUACUAUGUAUUUUCUAAUAAAUAUCAACCAAUAUUAUUUAACCAAUUCAAAUAGGAUAUUAGAAGUUCAGGAAAUAAGUUGAUAUCCUUUGAGCAAAAAGUAAAAUCCGGUAGAAUGACUAGGGGAAGCUUGCCUUUAGAUGUUACUAUCAGGUCGAACUCCACUUUACCUAAUGUUGAAUACAACUUUGAAGUUUAGAGUUGCGUUUGACAAGAUAGAGGAAGAGGAUAAAUUGUACACCGAUUACUUUUUAGAAUUGACCGAAGGUAUAAAGAGAUGCUUAACGAGAUUGGAGUAAAAGACAAUCGGGACGAGCUGCAUAUAUACUUGAAAUAAGGAGUUAAGAAUCCAGAUUUGAUGUCUGGUGUAGAGUAUGAUGUCUUCUCGUUUUGGAAGCGAAACUGUACCAAGUUCCUAAUUCUCUAACAGAUUGCAAAGGAUGUCUUUGCACUGCAGGUUUUUUCUGUUGCAUCCGAGAAUGUUUUCAGUACAGAUGGAAGGAUCAUAAGCCCAUCUUGAAGCUGCCUUACUCACUUCAUGGUUGAAAUAUUGAUGUGUACUAAAUAAUAGCUUAAGCAUGACAUUCAUUGUGAAUGAAGAAUGCUUACUAAUGCACAAAUCCUUGAAAACAUCAAAAAAUUAGAAAAGACUGAGAGAGGUAUAUCAUCUUCUAUCUUACAAGUUCUAACGUUUAGCUUUUUAUUUUGUUUGUGUAUUAGUUUGUUUUGUUCUAUCCUUGCAUUAGAAUAUGCUAUAUGACAUCAAGAGCCUAUUCUCUUCUAAGGUAUUGCACUAAAAAACCCUUAGUUUACAAUGAUUCGCUUCUGUUUUAGUUUCUUUUGACCUGAUUUUCAAACUUUUCUUUGGCAGGAGUAGUACGUUCCACAUCACUACAUCAUGAUUGUCGAGCUCAAGAUUGUUCCAAUGUCUCUCACUUUAAUUGUCGUGUGUUAGUUUUGUUUGUUGUUUUGUUUAUGUCAUUCAGUUUCAAAACUUUUAAGUGUUGCUAUUUUCAUUGUCGUAUGUUGCUAUUUUCAGUUUAAAACCUUUGUACUCAAUUUCACUUUCAAGAGUAAUUUUCAAUUAUGCGUUUCUGUUUCUUAUGAUUUGCUGUUUUUUUUAUUUUUGAAUCUUACUUCAGUAUAAUCCGAACCGAUAAAAAAAAACCAAAUGAUAUAUUAUAUAAAUUAUAUCCGAUCCUGAAAAACCGAUCCGAACCUGAUAAAUUAUAUCCGAUCCCGAACCGUAGUAAAAAAUUUACUAGAAUUGGAUCUAUCGGGUGUUAUUUUUUAGAACCAAAAUCUAAAAUAUCCAACCCGGAUGUCAACGGGUAUCCGAACGCCCACGCCUAAUUAUCAUUAUAAAUGUGACCAAGCCCGCCCCAGCUCAUACAGUCAUCUACAUAGCACAUACAGUCAUCUACAUAACACAUACAUAAUACAUACAUUUCAAUGUUAUAUAUAUUGUAAUUCUGUAAUAUUAUUAUUUAGGUUUUUUAUUUGAAAUUAGUAAUAUAAUAAUUUUUAUACAUUUUAUUUUGUUAUUAGUUCUUGUUACAUACUAAUAUACUUUCAGGUUCGGUACAAUAAAUUCAUAAUCUGAUAUAAUUAAAUAGAUAAUCCCCUUCAAAAUAAUAUUUUUCAUUUCUACAGUUUGCAUAUAAAAAAUAUUUUUAAAAUUUAUUUAGUUAUACUAUAGAACAUAUAUCUGUUCAGGAUCAUUUAUAUUUCUUUGUUAUU
This is a messenger RNA of Brassica rapa (field mustard), 7439 nucleotides long. Its product is annotated as gibberellin 20-oxidase-like protein. Lineage: Eukaryota; Viridiplantae; Streptophyta; Magnoliopsida; Brassicales; Brassicaceae. The record is from RefSeq and is a predicted model, not a curated record.